GUGUAUUUUCCAGUUUGCAAGCGACCGGCGUGUAGUGCGUAUCUCGGCUGCCCGUGUGUAUAUUUGAAAGUCAAAAUAGUGUUAUUGUUUUUUUUUGUGUUUUUUCGUGCGCAACUGUGUGCGCUAUUAGCACUCGCCUUUUCAAACAAAAAUUCUUACUCGAUUCCGCGUGUGCAGCAGCAAGUACGCUUUUCAGCAUCGUCGCCGUCUUCGUCGUAGUUGUCGUGUGCGUUUUUAUACAAAAAUUGAUAUUGCGUAUUGUUUAGCCGCCGCUAAAACACAUUUUUUUCGACGCAAUAUCUUCAGCAGUGUGUGUGAUUUUGGUAAAAAUUUUGUAGUUUCAAAGCACUUCUGUAGCUUAGCGCCACCAUAGCGCUUUCGUAUUGACACUUAAAUGGCGUUUGCAUAAAGCCGCCGGAACUGUCAAGCGUCAAAUGUCACAGCGCUCGCCGUAAAAAGCCAAAUAAAACCGUGUAGAGAGUACAAAAAGCGAGAUUUAUAUUUUGGAAAUAGAUUUUUACUAAUUUUUAACUUUCAAUUUACAGUUAAAUUGAUACAAAAACAACAAAUAAACAAGGGCGCAGCGAACGCGGUGAAUUCAGUGCAAGUGCGAACGGUCAAGUGCAAAAUAAACAAUUGACAAAGAAAAAUUUUCUAAAAAACAACAACAAAUUCUACCAAAAUUUUACAAAAACAUAAAAAAAUAUUAUAAAUUCAAAAAUUACAAAAAAAUCUAAUAUCAAUUAAAAAAUCCAAAAAUAUUUUUCAAAAAAAUUGUAAAAAUAUUUUUAAAAAAUUCUAAAAUUAUUUUCAAAAAUCAUGUAAAUUUGUGCAUAACUCAAAUAGUUUGUGGAUAAGUGCAAUUUAAGCGUAAACGCGUCGUGUAAAUAAGUGUAAAGCCAGUCUUAAAUUAACAGACGUGCAAAAAUAUACAAAUAAUUUAAAGAAAAUUUAAAUAAAGUGUGAAGAAACCUAUUUUCACCUAGUAAACCUAUUUGAAAAGUGUUCUGAAACAAUAUUAGCGGUGCUGCAAGCCGUAUUUAAGCAACAAAAAAAUAACAAAGCAGCAGCUGACAAUUAUAAAAACAAGUGGCAAGUGCAGUAGAAGUGUAAAAAAUAAAUGAAAUAAUAUUAAAAAAUAAAAAUUUUGAAAAAAAUUUAAAUAUUAAAAUAAAAAAUUGAAAAUUUCACACUAACAAAUUUGGAAGUGAUAACAAUUUCAAAUUAAAACAAAAUCAGCUGCAAGAAGCUUCAGACAGAGACUUUUGGAACACUGAUUGCUGCAAAGAGCUUGAUAUCAGCGGUUUUAAAUAGAAGAAGGCAGUAUUUACUGCUCUAAAAAAAUUAAAUUUUCAUAAGAAAAGAGGUAAACGCUGAAAAGGAAGCUGUAAAAGCUACAUCGAAAGCUUUAAAAGGUAAAGUGAAAGCUUUGAAGGCUAGUGCGGAAGCUUUAAAGCAAGAGCAAAAACAGCUUUCAGUGAAGUCAUCAGAUUUUUAGCUGAAAAGCAGGAAAAAUGAGAUUCCUAAAAUAACGGGUGUUGCGAAGACUAGUGAAGAAAGUUGAGAGAACUAAAUUUAAAGCGAUCUAAGCAAAUAAAAGUGGAAGGAACGCUAAAAAAUUGCAACAAAAAAGAAGCGAGUCGUGUUUACUGGAGUAAAGUGAAAGUAAGCGUUUGUAAAAGCGACAAAAGCUGCAGCAGAAGCACUUGUGAUACUUUAAAAAGCUCGAAAAAAGCAUAAAAGUGAAUUUUCGUGUGAUCCAGAAACAACUAAGAACUACUGCGGUCCACUAAGCUUACUACUAAGCCAGCAAAAACCAGCUACUGUCUACCGUUGUACCGCUUACUGGACAUACACACACACACUUGUAGCAUCUGGUGUGUACCGCUGGCAAAUUGCUUAGUUAGUUAGACGCGCGCUAUUUGCAUAUCCCCGCUGUUGCUGGAAAGUGUAAUGUAAUGAGAUACGACGUACAAGAGUUGCUUCAUCAGUCUGCUGAGGAUCCAUUCGCCAGAUUUGCAAAUGGGAUGGCAUAUCAUCCAUUUCUGCAACUCUCCCGACCCACUGACUUCAGCGUGUCGUCGCUGUUGACGGCGGGCACACAAGCACAGGCCAAUAACGCAGCCGCUGCUGCCGCCGCCGCAGCUGCCGCAGCCGCAACCGCAGCAGCAGCCUCCGCGGCAGCUGGUGAUUUGCAAGCAGGCGGCGGUAAUACCGUCUUGAGUGCGGCCACAUCACCCGCACAACCGCAUUCAACGCAUCAGCAUCAGCACCAGCCACCACCAACUACACCCACAAGCGCGGCAGCGCUAUUGCAACAACACCAACAGCAGCAACUGCAUUUGCAGCAACAGCAUCACCAGCAGCAGCAGCAGCAGUUGCUUUGCGGCGCCGGUCAAGCCUCACCGGUGGGUGGUCAACAGCCGCCACUCUUAUCGCCUGGCAAUAACAAUAAUAAUAAUAACACCAGCAAUAGCAUUGGCAGCAAAUCGGGCAGCAAUAAUAAUAAUAGCAACAGCAACCGCAAUACACCCACCACAACUAAUAACAACAACAACAACAACGAUCCUCAAAGUAGCAACAAUAAUUUGUCGUCGCAACAGCCACUAGCUCAUCCGGCCGCAUCGCAUUUGUCAUCACCGCAUUUGUCGCCGCAUCGUCAACCGCCACCGCCGCAUUCGCACGCACAUCCCGCACAACCGCCACCACCAGCGCCACAGCAUCCACAUCACUCACCGGUACCGGGUCAUCACGCUUUGGGUCCACACCUGCCGCAACAGGCGUACUUUCCAGCGGCCGCGUUAGCUGCGCUCGCCGGCAGUCCGGCUGGUCCACAUCCCGGCCUGUAUCCGGCUGGUUUGCGUUUCCCGCCCCAUCAUCCGCACGCCCAUCACCCACUGGGCACACCCUACACCACCGCCGAGGACGUGGUGCUCGCAUCGGCUGUGGCGCAUCAAUUGCAUCCGGCGAUGAGACCGUUGCGUGCGCUACAACCCGAGGAUGACGGCGUCGUUGACGAUCCGAAGGUGACGUUGGAGGGCAAAGACUUGUGGGAGAAGUUUCAUAAGCUCGGCACGGAGAUGGUGAUCACCAAAAGUGGACGGCAAAUGUUUCCUCAAAUGAAAUUUCGCGUUUCGGGUCUGGACGCCAAAGCGAAAUAUAUUUUGCUCUUGGACAUCGUAGCGGCGGAUGAUUAUCGUUAUAAGUUUCAUAAUAGCCGCUGGAUGAUCGCCGGCAAAGCGGAUCCGGAAAUGCCAAAACGCAUGUACAUCCACCCCGAUUCGCCGACAACCGGCGAACAGUGGAUGCAGAAGGUCGUCUCAUUUCACAAAUUAAAAUUGACCAACAAUAUUAGUGAUAAACAUGGAUUUGUAAGUACUACGAUACUCAAUUCAAUGCAUAAAUACCAGCCACGUUUCCAUUUGGUGCGAGCCAAUGAUAUACUCAAGCUGCCGUAUUCAACAUUUCGAACGUAUGUUUUCAAGGAGACGGAAUUUAUAGCCGUUACAGCAUAUCAAAAUGAGAAGAUUACUCAAUUAAAAAUCGAUAACAAUCCCUUUGCGAAGGGCUUUCGUGAUACCGGCGCUGGCAAGCGGGAAAAGAAUUGUUACAGGCAAGCCCUCAUGUCGAAUCGCGGGUCCGAUUCGGACAAACUCAAUCCGACACAUGUCAGCAGCUCACGUGCGCCACUGCAUUUGGGACACACCGGUCGGCCACCGCAUCACUUGCAUCCACAUGCGGCGUUACACGACAAUCAGGGGGACGACGAGGAUAAACUAUUGGAUGUGGUCGGACCGCCGCAGAGCCCACUAUUGCCUUUGAGUCAUUCGUUGCAACAGAUGCAUGCGCAUCAGCAAUCCGCCUGGUUCAACCAUUUGGCCGGUGCCGGCGAUCAUGCGAACGAAGAAGCUCUACGUCGUCGCCUACAAUCGGACGAUGUCGAACGUGAUGGCAGUGAUUCGAGCUGUUCGGAGAGUGUGGGUGGCAGUACGGGUGGCGCAUUCCGGCCCACCUCGUCGGGUAGUCCGAAAGAGGGCGCUGCCGGUGGUUUGAAUGCUGCUGGUGCAUAUCCUUCACCGAAUAUUUCGGUCGGUCCACCGAUACACCCGUCGCCACAUCUGUUGCCUUACCUCUAUCCACAUGGCCUCUAUCCGCCACCACAUCUGGGGCUGCUACAUAAUCCGGCAGCAGCGGCCGCCGCCAUGAAUCCGGCCAGUCUCAAUCCGGGCUUGCUGUUCAAUGCGCAAUUGGCGCUGGCCGCACAACAUCCCGCCUUAUUCGGACACUACUCAGGACAUACGCCCGUCUCACCGUUGCAGGGACUCAAGGGUCAUCGUUUCUCGCCGUACAGCUUGCCUGGCAGUUUGGGUUCUGCCUUUGAUGCUGUUACGCCUGGUUCGAAUGCGAAUCGCGGUGGCCCAGCAGGCGCUGGUGAUGCCUCUGCGCUGGGGCCCGGUAGCAGCGGACCCGGUAGCAGUAUAGAGAAUGGACCGCGCAGUUUGAGCUCCAGUCCACGUCCACGUGCCUCAUCCAACUCGCCACCUACGCGUCCUAUAUCUAUGUCGCCAACGACGCCACCAUCGCUAUUGAAGCGUCAGAAUUCACCCUCAGAGCUGAAGAGUAUCGAGAAAAUGGUCAACGGACUGGAAGUGCAACACAAUGGUAGCGGCAGCAGUGGUGUUGGUAUGGGUAUUGGUAUUGGCGCGUUGGUUAGCGGCGCUUUGGAGGAGCUGCAACGCAAGACACCAACCCAGGUGGAUCAGUGACAUUUAUUUGAUCGAGACGAUAACGACCGUUCGUCCGUUAUCGAUCUCGACGAUGUGUGACCGCAAGAGCAGGUUUUCCUGUUGCUUUAGUGGGCUUACAACCAGAGAGCUUACGCGCAUGUGUACGCGGUGGCAAUGCAGCUAACGAAAUGGCGGCAGUCAACAUAUAACACUGCGACAAAAAUAUGUCAAUUGCUUGUUAGGCUAGCAGGCUAAUGCUGGUGUGUAGUCUCAGUCUAUGCCUCUACCGCCAAUGCACAUUUACUUGUCUCGUAUGUAUAUAAUAUUAAGUACGUAUGUAUAUUUAGCAUAAGUAGUGUAACAAAUAAGCCUAAAAGCGUUUAUCUAAUUGUUUGCAACUAUGUUCCACAUAUGAUCCACACACAAAUGUUUAUUAAAAAAAGUAGUAUUUUCGUGCAAAAAUGCGUUAGUUAAAUAAAAAUAAAAUUUUAGCCUUUCAGCUUACGUUCCACAUAAAUUCCACAUAACUUCCACACAAAUUUAACGUUUUUCUUGCUGGAGUGGGUAUCAUUUGUUGUUAUGCAACAAGCGCAGUGUAAAAUAUUCAAGUUCCACAUAUGUUCCACAUAUGAUCCACUUGAGUUCCACACUUUAUUUUUGCUGCUACGCUGUUGUGAAACCUUUUCGCGUUUUUUUUAUUUAACUGACGCAUUUCUCCUAUACCCGCAACAAUACUUGCAAGUAUUCAUUCACGCAUAGUUAUUUAAAUAGUUUUAGCAUUAUAUAACUAAAAUAAUUUUGAUUUUUUGUUCACUUUUACGUUUUAAAUUUAGUUAACUUCUUAAGUUCUCAAACCAAAGAGUUACUUUCAGUGUAAAAAAAAAUAUAAUUUUUUUCUAACAAAACUUAUGCAUACUACUACUAAAAAUUAGUUUUUUUCUAAAUAAAAAUUUACGUAACAAUAAUUUGACUAAAUAUGCUUUCACUAAUAUUAUUUCCUAAUUGUUCCACACAUGCACUGUGAAAAAUAUCGUUAAAAAACCUUCUCUUUAGCCGCAAAUGUAAGUGACUUGCCCCUCAGAUAUGCCUAGUAGCUUUAGGUGAGUGCGUGGCGUACAACAUUUCACGCUCAGAGUAUUAUAAUUUAACAUAAGACAUUGUAAAAAUGUAUAAUUUUUUUCUGCAAAAUAAGAACAAAACUAAUAGGCAUAACGGCUUGUAUUAUUUAGUUUAAAAUUUUUUAAUGAUAAUAAUUUGUUUUUGUAACAGUUCAAUAUGUUCCUCACUUACAUGUAAUAAUGUUUUUAAAUGAUUUUUUUUCUAGUUAAAAAUGUUAAAUUAAGUUUAAAAAAUAUAUAAAAAAUAAACAACAACACUUUUUUAGCAGUAAAGUGCAGCAAAUUAAUACAAAAAUAAUAAAAAUAUUAAAACAAAAUGGGAAAGCAAUAUUAAUUAUAGUUAAUUAAUGCACUGAAAUAUUAAUUAAAAAUUACACAUUUGUUUAUUUUACGCUGUUAAAAAAUUUCGGUGUGCAAGAAAAAAUUGCAUAAAAAGGUAAUAAAAAACCCUAAAAAUUUUAGUGUUGACAACCGAAAAAAAUUGAAAUAAUUUAAAAUAAAAAAGUAUGAAAAUCGCUUUCUAAAAAACACACAGUAAUUUAUAAAAAAAAAAUAAUAAAAUGUAUAAGAAAUAACACAGCAAUUCAGGAAAAAUGCUGAAUGUAAAAUAAAUUAAGAAAAAUUAAAAAAAAAAAGAAAAAUAAAUGUAGUAAAAACAAUUUCUCAGCAAUAGCUUAAAUACGAGUAUGUGAAAUUAACCACCCUUUAAACUAUAGAAA
Messenger RNA from Zeugodacus cucurbitae (melon fly), 6564 nucleotides. It is a transcript of the gene bi, whose product is annotated as optomotor-blind protein. The transcript has 7 exons. The record is from RefSeq and is a predicted model, not a curated record. Gene Ontology annotation, biological process: cell fate specification; positive regulation of DNA-templated transcription; regulation of transcription by RNA polymerase II. Bases 1959 to 4766 code for a protein of 935 amino acids. Lineage: Eukaryota; Metazoa; Arthropoda; Insecta; Diptera; Tephritidae. Gene Ontology annotation, molecular function: RNA polymerase II cis-regulatory region sequence-specific DNA binding; DNA-binding transcription factor activity, RNA polymerase II-specific. Gene Ontology annotation, cellular component: nucleus.